AUGGACCUAGAUAUACUGCAAGUCUUCCAGAGGGAAAUCACCUGUGCCAUCUGCCUAAAUUACUUCAUAGACCCAGUCACCAUAGGAUGUGGACACAGUUUUUGCAGACCCUGCCUCUAUCUCUCCUGGGAAGGAGCCCUAACUUCUGCCCACUGCCCAGAGUGCAGAGAACCAUCCAGCAGGAAGUUCAAAACCAAUAUUGUUCUGAAGAAUCUGGUGUUCAUUGCCAGAAAAGCUAGUCUCUGGCAAUUCCUGAGCUCUGAGGAACAAAUGUGUAGAAUCCACAAGGAGAAGAAGAUGUUCUGUGAAGUGGACAGGAGCCUGCUGUGUUUGUUCUGCUCUAAUGCCCAGGAGCACGGGGCUCACAGACACUGUCCCAUUGAAGGGGCAGCUGAGGAUCAGCGGGAUAAGCUAGAAAAACAAAUGAGAUCUUUAUGGGACAAGAUCCAAGAAAAUAAGAGAAACCUCAUUGAGCAACGAAUAGUGAUUAACCAAUGGACAGGCCACAUCGUUCUUAUGAGAAAAAGGAUCAGGACUAAAUAUCGUGAGGUUCAUCCUGUUCUCUAUGAAGAAGAAGAACAUUUGGAGAAACUGAGAAAGGAAGGCCAGGACAUUUUACAAAAACUCAGGAGAAGAGUGGCCAAAAUGCAUGAAAAGAGGAAACAACUGAAGGAGAUGUGUAAGGAACUGAUGGACAUGUGCCAUAAACCAGAGGAGGAGUUGCUCCAGGAUAUGGGAGACCUACUGAUGAGGAGUGAGUCCUUGCAGCUGCACAUGCCCCCACCUAUGCAUCCAGAGCUCAAUGUCAGAGUCAUCACUGGACUGAUGGACAGAUAGAGCCACUACUGA
Messenger RNA from Otolemur garnettii (small-eared galago), 849 nucleotides. RefSeq names its product tripartite motif-containing protein 43-like. Gene Ontology annotation, molecular function: zinc ion binding. The record is from RefSeq and is a predicted model, not a curated record. Lineage: Eukaryota; Metazoa; Chordata; Mammalia; Primates; Galagidae.